AACAGGCUACAAUAGUCCGAUAUAGUACAAUAUAAGCACUUAUUAUAAAUGUACCGUAGUGAUUCGGGAUAAGAUAAAAAGGCGGUUUGGGAGAUAAAUUCAUUAUGUUCUCGCUCAUUAUAUACAUUUUGCAAAUGUUGAACACAGAAAAAGUUACAUAGUGCUGCUUUAAGCCACUGUGUUGCGGUCCUUGACGGCAUCAAAUCUGUAUCGCAAACGGACCUCCUCAACAUCUGAUAACGAGUUUGAACUUCCCACUUACGUAAGCCUAGCUAUUUAUCUAUUGUGAUAAUUUGCAGGUCGUGUCAAAAAGUUGUUGGUCUAAAUAGCUGUAUUCUGUACGUUUGACUCAUGUACGAUAAUUUUCCUCCAAAUACGACAAUUUUGAGCUUCUGGUACGAUACUUGGACAUUUCCAAUCUAGCAACACUGUUGAGUAGAGACACUGCGAAGAGAGGGACGCGAUGGGAGAUGGAUCCGGUGAACGCUGUUAAAAUCAACAUAUCAUAGCAUUUCUGCGCGCUGACUACGAUGGCAUCAAAACUAAAAGAAAAUGUUCUUGAAGACCAAACAAAAAUGAAUAAUCAGUCCACAGAGUCGUGUUCUUUACUUGCUGAUGAAGAAACUUCUAAAGAGGAGAUACAAACUUUGAAGUCUUUACUGCAAGAAAGCUUAAAAAAGCGAUAUGAAGACACUCUAAAGGCUCCAAAUGACAUACCACUGAAGAUGCAUGUGUCAAACAAGACACAUUUGGAUGGCCAGAUGGUCCAUGAGAUGCGUGAGCUGGAAAGACCCUACAAUGAGGACAUUAAAGAUGAAAAUGUUAUUAAUUAUGAUGAUCUCCUGAAGCCUCAUUGUUCUAUGGAUGGGCGUAUCCGCACCAUUAUGAUGAGAGGAAUAUCUGGAUCUGGCAAGUCAACAGCUGUGAGGAAGUUUGUUUUAGACUGGGCAGAUGGCAAAACACACCAGCACAUUGAUUUUGUGUUUCCUCUUCAUCUUUGUGAACUGAACAUACUACAUGACAAGAAAUUUAGCCUGAUGCAGCUCUUAGAUUUGCUCUUUCCAAAGUUACUGAAGCCAGAGACCCUCGAACAGUCUCAGAUCCUCUUUAUUUGGGAUGGACUUGGUGAAUUUAGAUUUCCUCUUAAUUUUAAGUGCACCAAGACAUGCACUGACCCAGUGACACCGGUCUCUGUAGGCUGCAUGCUGGUGAAUCUUCUCAAAGGGAACCUUCUUCCUUCUGCCCAGAUCUUGGUCACUUCAAGGCUAAAAGAUGCAGGUCUAAUUCCUCCAGAACAUAUACAGGAGGUGGUUGAACUUCAUGGGUUUGAUGACUUACAGUGGGAAGAACAUAUCAGAAGUGAAGUGUGUGACAAAGCCAUUGCCGUAAGAGCGACUGUUCACGUGAAGUCAUCCAGAACCCUGUACAUCAUGCGCUCCUUGCCAUUCUUCUGUCAGAUGGCUUCCACUGUUUUGGAAGAGCUUUUCAGUAACAGUUGCAACACAGAUCCUCCUCUCACCCUGACAGAGAUGUUCACACAUUUUCUCCUGAUUCAAAUGAAGAGACAAGUGGAAAAGUCUGCUAAAUCAAGCACUGAGGAGAUCCUCAAGUUGGGUAAGCUGGCUUGGCACAUGCUGGAAAAGGACACGUUGACCUUUAUGGAGAAGGACCAGAGAGAAACCAAUACUGAUCCUCUUCUUCCUGUCAAACUCUCUGAAGAUUGGCCCAUGUUUUUCAAAAAGCAGAACCUGAUGGGUUUAGGGAAAAUGUACCGCUUCACGCAUCCCAUCGUCCAAGAGUUCCUGGCAGCAUUGUAUGUUGCUGUGCAUUAUGAACCGAGCAAGGGAAAUGUAAUGUCUUUUACACUUGCAGAAAAAGCACAAAAGUUGCUCAGUCCUACAGAAGUACCAAUUGAUAUGCACAGAAGAGCAGUGGACAGAGCAUUAAGGAGCAAAACUGGCCAGCUAGACAUAUUUCUCCUCUUUCUCCUGGGCAUCUCUGCAGGUCCAAGCAACAAGCUACUGUCCUGCUUUUUCCAAAAUACAUCUCUUCAUGUAAGGACAGAGGAUGUAGUCAAAAAUAUUUUACAGAAAGUCAAGGCAAAGCCAUUAUUUGAGAUUUCAGUUAAUCUCUCUCGUUGUUUGGAGGAGCUUGACGUAGCCCUGCCUGUGGUUCAGAAUCAAGGCCGGGUUGAAUUUCAAAUAGAUGAGGAUGUGCACAUCACUCCUUCAGAGUGGUCAAAUAUAGCAACUACUCUGCUGACCUCUGAGGAUUCAUCACUGAUAUUCGAUGUCAGUAAAUAUGCUAAUGUAGAUGAAGCCAUUACGAGACUGCUGCCUGUCAUCAAGAUCUCCAGAGUCCUCAGACUGGAUGGGGUCACAGAUCUGAGCUGGGCACUGAUCGCCUCAACUCUGAGAUCACCAGCCAAUCGUAUCAGAGAGAUUGACAUUGAGAAAAAGGCCCUCAUUUAUAUAAAACUUGACCUAUUAUCCCUUGGUUUGAGAAGCCCUAAUUGCAAAGUGGAGAUACUCAGGACACCAUAUUGCGGUUAUCCUAAAGAUGCUUUGCUCUCUGGGAUUUUAUUGAACCCGACACAUUUGAGAGAGCUGAAGCUGCUGAGUUCAUUCCACAUGAGUGACAGGACAGUGGAGAGCAUCUCCCAAAUCUUAAUGAACCCGGAUUGUCAUCUCGAAAAACUCACUUUACUAGAAAUGGAAACCUUAGAGAGUAAGAUCUUGGCCGCAGCUCUCUGUAGCAGUUCUUGUUGUCUGCGAGAGCUGGACUUGAGCAGAUGCUCAGAUCAGGCUUUACAGCUUCUGUUGAAGGCGUUCAGACACCCGAACUUCAAAAUAACAGUUCUGAGGUUGGAAUGCAGUUCUGUAGAGCAGGAAACAUUAUCAGCAUUAUUCUCUGCUCUUCAAAAGAAUCCUUCACACCUGAGAGAGCUUGAACUAAGAUUACAGACACUAUGGACUUUUGAACUUCAGGAACUUUUCUCUUUGAUGGCGGAUCCUCGCUUCAAACUAGAGACACUGCGGAUAGUUCACCCACGAUUACACAGACCUGAUGAUAAUAAGCUCUUCUCUGGCCCUUUGCUCAGCUGUACUGCUCUUGAUAGCUUGUGUCGAUCAUUAUGGAAAUGCACCAGCUGGCCCUUAGUUCAAGUAAAGCCUAAUUCUCUUGAAACACUGGCUUCGGUUCUUGGAUCUUGCAGCCUCAAAUCUCUGGAUCUCAGCAUGUGUGGCCUGACAGAUUCUUCUGUGGAGCUGCUCUCUGCUGGACUGAGCAAUCCUGACUGUAAACUGGAGAUACUCAGGAUGACACACUGCAGCAUCACAGAAGCAGGAGCUGCUUGUUUGGCGAGGGCUCUCUCUUCCAACCCAUCACACCUGCGGGAAAUAGACUUGAGCAUCAAUCCUGUUAAAGGCCCAGGAUUUGACCAGCUCAGAUCUGUUUGGGAAGAUCCAGCAACCCGAUUAGAGAAAUUAAUUGUGGACGGCCUGGAGGAGCAACGGGACAUGGAAACUCUACACCAAUAUGCGUGUCAGCUGACUUGGGAUCCCAACACCGCUUCUUCAAGUGUGCAGGUGUCAGAGAAAGAGGAGGCUCUUGUGAAUAGUCGCAGAAACCUGUUAGAAGCUGUUCCACAUCAUCCAGAGAGGUUUAAAGUCCCAAACCAAAUCAUGAGUCGGGAAGGUCUGAGCGGCCGUCAUUUCUUCCAGCUGGAGUGGUUUGGCAGGUGGGCCACUAUAGGAAUGGCCUAUAAAGACAUAAGCAGGAAGGGAAGUUCAGCAGCCUGUAGCAUUGGACUUAAUAAUAAAUCCUGGGGCAUUUUUGUGAGCACCCCCUUUCCCAUCUGUAAUGCUCUUCAUGGAGGAGUAGAGACCCAGCUGCCUGACUGCUCACCCUGGAGAGUCGGGGUCUAUCUGGACUGGGCAGCAGGAACUCUGUCCUUUUACGACACCAGAUGUGACAAGGCUGAACUCAUCCACACUUUCCAUGCUAAGUUCACUCAGCCUCUCUUUCUGCUGGUCAGUAUUGGUGCUGGAGUUAAGAUCUUACCGGAUGUGCCUCCUCCUGUCUGUAUUCAUGACCAUGAUCCCUGGGAUAUGUUUAGGGGCUGCAAGGACUGUCGGGGAUGUAACGGAUCAAAGGCUUACUAGAUAAACUGAUGUGCUCUCCUUUCAUGAAAGAGCUGAUGAUAGUGUUUGUUUCCUUGUAUGUUGGAUCUACAGACUUUAGAAAAGGCUUUAUUAAAUGUCUUUUGAUAGAGAGAGAGCAGAGGGGGCCGUUCUCUUAUAAAACCUGAUCUUAAAGAAAAUGAACAUUCUGUCAUUAACCAUGUUAAUUUUGGGUGAAUUAUCCCAAAAUACUUUUGUGUUUUUUCUGUAUCAUAAAGUCAGUCAUGCAGGUUUAGAACAACAUGAGAAAAUUAUGACUCAAUUUACAUUUUCAUUCAUCAACUGACCCUUUAAAUAUACAGUAGUGAGGUGGUUUUCACCACAAUGAUCCAAAUCAAAUUUAUUUUACAUGUACAACUUUCUACUAGAUAAGUAACAUUAUUAUUAAUUAUAGUUGAGAAAUGAAAUCCAAUUCUGAUUACAAAUAUUGUGCCUGUUUUGCUAGAGGAUGUCACAUUUUCAUACAAAACAUGAUGUGCAUUUUGUAGCAUUUGUAAGGUUGUCUUGUAUUAUCACUUAAUCAGCAGAAAAAGAGACCAUCUUCACCCGAGUCAGUUUCAUAUAUUGUUACAAAACUGUACAUGAUGCAAAGUUUUUAUUGAUGUUUUGGACUCCACAUCAAAUGUUGUAAUAUUAGUUUUUUGCAAAGAUGUAGGGUUGUGUUAAGGUGACCAGCCCUGAAGACACAAGAUCAAGCAGUUGACACAAUAAUAGUAUGAAAUUAUAAAACCUGGUUUUUGGAUGGCCUGAAUGUCCUGCCAACCUUUCCAAAAAUGUGCGUCCUUUAACUAAAACUGUAGGUACUUGGGCUCAGAAUUUGGGUGAUAUUUUUGACCCGUCACUCAAAUUUGAUAAAAAGAUAAAUUCAGUUGUGAAAUCAGCAUUUUAGGAUGAUUGCAAGUAAAAACUUGUAUUUCUUUUAAGGAUCUGGAGACUUAUUCAUGCAGUUAUUUCAACAAGAUUGGACUAUUGUAAUUCAUUGUACUUGGGAAUCACUCAGUCUUGUUUAUCUCAUCUCCAUUUGGUCCCAAAUGCUGCAGCCAGACUUUUAACAGGGACCAAAAAGAGAGAAAGUAUUACUCCAGUUCUGAUUAGUUUGCAUUGGCUUCCUAUUGAGUUUAGAAUUCAGUUUAAGGUAUUGCAGUUUGUGUACAAAUCUAUGGUGGGUUUGGCACCAUCUUACCUGUCUGAUCUCCUCUCGUACCAUGUGAUUAACAGGCCUUUAAGGUCAUCAAAUUCUUUAUUGUUAUCGGUACCUAUGACGCGCUUGAAACUCAAAGGGAUCGUGCUUUUUCGGUGGCAGCACCUUAGCUGUGGAAUAAAUCGCCAUUGUAUAUAAGAUUGGCCUCCUCUUUUCAGGUUUUUAGAUCAUUUCUUAAGACUUGUCUUUUUAAAACGGCUUAUGGUCUGGAGUAAUUGCUGUCAAAUAUUUUAUUGUGUGUGAUAUCUUUUUCAUAAAUUUGUGAUUUGUUUUAUAUCUUGUUUAAUGUAUUUAUUACAUUUUGGUCGACCCUGUUGCUAUUAAAUGUGCUAUAUAAAUCAAUAAAACUAAACUAACUUUACGAUUUAUUACUACAAAU
Molecule: messenger RNA, 5761 nt
Organism: Onychostoma macrolepis
Lineage: Eukaryota; Metazoa; Chordata; Actinopteri; Cypriniformes; Cyprinidae
Product: NLR family CARD domain-containing protein 3-like
Exons: 12
Coding region: 531-4163 (1210 amino acids)
Molecular function (GO): protein binding
Source: RefSeq, a predicted model, not a curated record